Aspergillus sclerotioniger CBS 115572 is the source of this 1220-nucleotide messenger RNA. Its product is annotated as putative C2H2 finger domain protein. The transcript has 4 exons. Gene Ontology annotation, molecular function: RNA polymerase II cis-regulatory region sequence-specific DNA binding; DNA-binding transcription factor activity, RNA polymerase II-specific. Gene Ontology annotation, cellular component: PcG protein complex; transcription regulator complex. Gene Ontology annotation, biological process: regulation of transcription by RNA polymerase II. The coding region runs from base 1 to 843 and encodes 280 amino acids. Lineage: Eukaryota; Fungi; Ascomycota; Eurotiomycetes; Eurotiales; Aspergillaceae. The record is from RefSeq and is a predicted model, not a curated record.
AUGGCACCUGGCGGUGGACGCGAUUUCAACUGCACUUGGGAGCAUUGUAACAAGUCCUUCAACCGCAAAUCAGACCUGUGCAGGCACUACCGGAUACACACCAACGAGCGACCGUAUCACUGCACAGUCAAGGACUGUAAUAAGAGCUUCAUCCAGCGCAGUGCAUUGACCGUGCAUUCGCGGACACACACAGGAGAGAAGCCUCAUGUCUGUGACCACCGAGGAUGCCACAAGGCCUUUUCGGAUUCAUCGAGUCUCGCCCGUCAUCGGAGGAUCCACACGGGCAAGCGGCCCUAUAUCUGUCAAGAGCCAACGUGCGAACGAGCCUUCUGCCGCAAAACCACGUUGACCAAACAUCAACACCGCUCCCACCCCCCAGGAUCUAUGACUCGACUGCCCUCAGAAGAUGCGAUUUCGGAACACUCGUAUCAAGGGCAAGUCGGCGUUCCCGUUCCGAAUGAACAGUACCUUUUAGCCCAGCAACCCUACUAUCCUCAUACCCCGACACCAACUCAUGAGUUUUAUCCUCACCAGAGCCUGCACAUAACGUCGGUACCCGUACAAGAACCGCCUCCGAUUGUGGCCCAGCACGUCCCGGUCACAUCCCCGGUCGACGUACAGCGCGCUCAGCAACACUACCUGCAGCUGGUUCAACAGCAGCGGUAUGAUCCUGGCCGUCAGGGAUAUUUACCGCCGGAGUUCCAGCCACCCUACCACAGCCUUCCAACGGCGGAGGGGCCCCCGCUCCUCGUCACUAAUACUCAGAGUGAAUACAAGCCACCGACGGCCCGAAUCCUGAACCAGCCCGAGGGAACGGACUGGGGGUUCCUCGGGGUUGGUUAAGGAGCCGGCGACGGUUGUUUUCCCGCAUGAUUCGACAGCGAUUGUUUCAGACUUGGAGUUACAAUGCAUGUGUAUUUUGUGUGAUGCCCUAUCAUGACUGUCAUUUACGAGUCCUAAUUUGGUCAGACGCCUAACCCGCUGACAUUCUCUUUCUUCCUCAAUCUCUGGCACUGCGCCAUUUGUGCUAUUUGCUGCGGACUGUUGAUUUGGUUAAGUUGAUCCCCUUGUCAAAAGGCUGCGAAGAGGCGACUGUCCUAUUUUUUUGAUACCUUGGCAAAUGAUGCAGUAUAUGUUGUUUAUGCGCAUAGCCUACGCGUGCAGGCACCUGAUUUGACCACCACGUAUAUCGAUCAUGGAUGAAUGUACUUAUUUUCCGA